Messenger RNA from Eupeodes corollae, 603 nucleotides. Its product is annotated as larval cuticle protein 65Ag1-like. The record is from RefSeq and is a predicted model, not a curated record. Lineage: Eukaryota; Metazoa; Arthropoda; Insecta; Diptera; Syrphidae. Gene Ontology annotation, molecular function: structural constituent of chitin-based larval cuticle. Bases 16 to 411 code for a protein of 131 amino acids. The transcript has 2 exons. Gene Ontology annotation, cellular component: chitin-based extracellular matrix.
UUUGUAUAAAUUGGAAUGAAGCCUCCAUAUUUGUAUCAUUCAGUUAUCUCAACGACAACUAAUAGACAACCUUAUCUCAAGAUGAAAUUCGUUAUUGUAUUCACCGCCCUCUUCGCCGUUGCCUUGGCCGCUACAUCUCCUUUGGACUCAGCUCACGCUGAAACCCUUCGUUAUGACAACGACAAUAUCGGAGUUGAAGGAUUCAAAUACGCUGUUGAGACCAGCGAUGGCAAGUCUGCCAGCGAACAAGGAGUCUUGAAGAACGUUGGUUCCGAAAACGAAGCUAUCUCCGUCCAAGGACAAUUCAGCUACAUCGGACCCGAUGGUGUCACAUACCAGGUUACCUACCUCGCCGAUGAGAACGGUUUCCAACCACAAGGUGCUCAUUUGCCCGUUGCCCCAACCCUUUAAAUGACAAACACUUAUAGUGGAAGGUAGAACUGGUGCGUCGGCUUCGUUUUCGUAGUCGUCGUUGAAGUUCACUGACUGAUCAGUUUAUCGAUUGGUAUUCAAACGAUAUGUUGAGUAGUUCUUAAUUAAGGAUUUCUUGGUUUGAAAACCAAAGCAAUAAAAGUUGUGUAUGGCAUAGGACCAAGUGAAAAA